Molecule: messenger RNA, 1836 nt
Organism: Nasonia vitripennis (jewel wasp)
Lineage: Eukaryota; Metazoa; Arthropoda; Insecta; Hymenoptera; Pteromalidae
Product: cytosolic carboxypeptidase 1-like
Exons: 7
Coding region: 879-1793 (304 amino acids)
Biological process (GO): protein side chain deglutamylation; C-terminal protein deglutamylation; proteolysis
Molecular function (GO): zinc ion binding; metallocarboxypeptidase activity
Source: RefSeq, a predicted model, not a curated record
AGCAGCACAGCUGAGUUAAGCGACAUGAAAACUUUGUGUUGGCGAGUCUUCGCGCCGCUUGCCGUCUAUAGUAGACUACAGGGCUAAUAUAGCGCCACCAUGCGGGCAGCGCUAGGUACUCACGCGUGCUCUGCAAAGUACCCUCUCUCCUGCCGACCGCUCUCGCAGCAACAGCUCCGUCGCCCGAGUUAUACAUCUAACAAAUAAAUAGAGAAUUACAACAAGAAUAUCAGUGCCUAAUUUUUUACGAGUUCUCCUCACCGACCAUCCAACUAGGAUUCCUCCAACACUUUGAGAUAUUUAUUGGUCGUGCCCAGGAUUCCCUGUAUAGCGGGAAAGUUGACAACUUGGUGUCAUUGUCCUGAUAUAGGAAUCGAUAUGCUUUGUGUGACAUGUCACCAACCUUAAUCACAGGCGACUAGAGUCAAAAUUCACCCCACUCACUCAGGGAAUAAGUAUUCUUAUCCUAUGUGCUUGCCGUCGGACAGUCGUGCUCCUAUUGGAUUCGCACCAAAUCUUUGGGUUCCAUGUCAUAUAACCUGUGUGGAUUGCCCAAAUAAUACACACGAGAUGUGUGACAUUUGUGAUUUAACUCUAGAUAAGAAUUACGAAAACAUCAGAUGGCAGAAUCGUGGUCGCUGACUUCCACGUUUUGAAUUACUAGAGGAACUAUAUUUUCUCAGUAAUAAUCUCAUGCAAUGGCGCCGUAAACAAUUGGGCCUGCGUCCUUAUUUCCGGAUGUGAUAGGUCUCUCCGACGUCGACGUGCAUCGAUUAUGCGCGACAAUCGCCGUUGGUCUUAGAGAGUACGAGCUCAUUCUAACACCAGAUGUUAAUAGCAGUACACAACAUCAGUGGUUUUAUUUUGAAGUUUCAAACAUGGAAACUAAUUAUAAAUAUACGUUCAACAUUGUAAAUUGUAAGAAAAUAAAUUCUCAAUUUAAUUUUGGUAUGAAACCUGUUAUAUUUAGUGUAAUAGAUGCGUUAAAAGGUCGAAUUGGUUGGACUAGAAGUGGCCAAGACAUAUGUUACUAUCAAAAUAACUACUGUAUGCAAGGACAAAAAAAAAAUUAUUUCACUACAUCGUUCACCAUCAAUUUUCCUCACUCAGAAGAUAUUUGUUAUAUCGCCUACCAUUACCCCUACACCUACAGUCAACUUAUGGUAGAUAUUAAUAGAUGGGCACGUUCAAUAAAUCCUUGUGAAAUAUAUUUACGUGUCGAUAAAUUAUGUGAUACUCUGAACGGGAACGAGAAUCCUCUUCUUACAAUUACCGCACCGGAAUCUACUAAAAAUCCAAUAAAUAAAAGAAAAUUAGUUUUUUUGACGGCAAGGAUACAUCCCGGAGAAAGCAAUGCAUCGUGGAUCAUGCUUGGUACAGUAGAGGCUUUGUUAUCUCAUUCUACUUAUGCAUCAAGUUUAAGAAACGAUUACAUUUUUAAAGUAGUUCCUAUGCUGAACAUAGAAGGAGUAAUAAAUGGCUGCAAUCGAUAUGAUUUAACAAAUGAAGAUUUAAAUCGUUGUUGGAAAAAUCCUAGCCAAAUUCAGCAUCCAACCAUAUUUCAUACCAAAAGUCUGUUAGAAUAUUGCAGUUUUAUAUUAAACCGUCGACCAUUUAUUUUUAUUGAUUAUCAUGGACAUUCAAGGCGUAAAAAUGUUUUUCUCUUAGGUUGUCCUAAUUUGGAAAUAUUAAAUGUUAAUUAUUGUUCUGAAUCCAGCCAGUUGCAACAAAAUUUGGUAAUUAGAACAUGUUAUAUUCCUAUUUUACGAUAUUUGAAAAAUAAAGGUUUAUAGGAUCAGGCAGCUUUAAAGGUUAGUAGAAAAUGUUAUUAAUAAU